This is a messenger RNA of Gopherus flavomarginatus (Mexican gopher tortoise), 3445 nucleotides long. It is a transcript of the gene SAXO5, whose product is annotated as testis expressed 45. The record is from RefSeq and is a predicted model, not a curated record. The transcript is spliced from 8 exons. The coding region runs from base 315 to 1796 and encodes 493 amino acids. Lineage: Eukaryota; Metazoa; Chordata; Testudines; Testudinidae.
ACAAAAGCUCAUGCUCCAAAACGUCUGUUAGUCUAUAAGGUGCCACAGGAUUCUUCGCUGCUUUUACAGAUCCAGACUAACACGGCUACCCCUCUGAUACAUUUCAUUGUAGAGAGUGCAAAUGUUUGCUGUUCAAAAGUGGCUGCUUCUGGGAUGAUGCAGGCUCCUCCUACCAAGGGCCUUACUUGGACAUCUUGUAAGGAACAGUCAGAGAGUAAAGAUCCUUAUCUCCUAUUCCUUCUUACCUCUUGGAGGCUCUUGCUCUUUGUUCUUUAGGAAGGGACCAAGGCAGUGAUGCACCUAAGUCUGAUAUCAUGUCUCUUCCUUUACAGGGGAAAAUGGCAGCCACUGGCCAGUCGUUAAUCCCAGCCCCACUCACAGGGAUUCCCUUCCUAAAGGCCUCACAUUUUCAGAUAGGGUUUGACCAUAGACCACAGGGAAACGUUGUUGAAUCUCCUUUCCGCACUGAUUUCCCUCCCUUAUGGGGCAGUUACAAACCAGACCCAAUUCUGCUUCCAAACUCCAAGGGGGUUUUGAAUCAGGAUAUGGAUAAAACCAGGGAAACCUGGUCAGAAACCCACCUGGCAUUUCCAGUGAGAUCCCUGGAACCAAAGCCCAAAAUCUGUCCACCAGAAUCUCACCUCCAAAUGCAUGGAGAUUCCCAGACCAAAAUUUUCACCUCAACUGCAAAGGAGAGCUAUCCUUGGCCAGAUGUGACGCUGCAGGGACCAGCUUCCACCAGAGCUUAUUACAAUAAGGAGGAAGAUCAUUUUCCUUGUGGAGACAAAGACAAACUAAAGCUCCUGCCUUCUGUCUAUCGUUUUUCAUACCCAGCGUAUGAGAUACUCGAGCCCAUUGCCAGAGCGCCAUCUGUACAUCUGGGAGGAAUUCCCUCAAUUAAAGGUGACAGAUGCUCCUACUAUGGCACUUCUUAUCAAGCACAGUUUGAGGGUGGCUGGAUCCCUCCUGUGACGUCCUGUGGAAAGAGCAAGUCUUCCAUUGUGUUUGGGGACCCCAGGAGCAGUGUCAGCACCAGCGAGGAGAAACAUGCCUACACUCUCCAGGACACAAGGAACCACAGAGUCUAUGAUAAAGAACAUGCUGUCUUCCAAAUACACAAGACGAACAUCAAGCCAGGGGAUGGUUGCACCAGAUUCUUUACUGUGGCACGGGAGUCGUUCCCUCGGCGGGAGCUAGCCCCUGUGAAAGUUAUGUGUCUAAGCAAACAGAAUUCAUCGAUCCCCAAAGGCGACGAAGACCUUGAGAGGAGUAGGGAGCUUGCAACCACCACCACUAGCCGAUUCUUCCACACCCAGAUUGACCUGGGGGAACGUCCAUCUCAGCCAGACGUGCCACCGUGGAGACUACAAAGCAAAGUGCCCCUGGGUGGCAAACAUUUAAACGCCUGUUUCUUCAGCACAACGCAGCACUCGGAUUAUCAGCCGCCACCCUAUAGCCAGAGGGAGGUGUCCAGCAGCAAGAGCCACCUCAAGAGCCACAUGGCCUUUAAUUAUCCCACAGGUAAAGGUGCUGUCACGACCACACAGGCUAUGCUGGUCCCGCACAGACAGUGGAUGGUCCGGCCCUCGGAGGAGUUGCUGCAGCAGAUUAAAUACUCUCACCUGGUCCCACCAUGGCAGGGGCAGCGCUUUUUUGGGACUGAGCAUCACGAUGAGUUCACCCCCAAGUACGGCGGCCCUGUGACUAUCUGCGGGGGGAACUUUCAAGUGAGCAGCAUCCCCCUGGGCACCCUGAAGAAGUACUGCCCCCAGAGGCAGAUGGUCUUUGCAACAUAACGUGCUGCUUUCCUAUGGGGGCUCUCAAUGCCACUCUCCAGGGGCUGCCUACAAAUAAACACAGGUACCUGGCUUCUGUGGAGAUGCUCCCUGUGCUCUGCCCUCCCUGGGUUCUGUAGCACCUGGCUGAGGUCUCUGUGCCAAACUCAUCUCAGGAAUUGGGCAGAGUCGUAGCAGGGAUGAACUGGGCCAGCUGGCGACAAACCUGCCUCCAGGUCAGCUCCAGGCUGCCCUCUGUGCUCCUGCUGAACUCCCAUUCACAGCGGGGAGGAGUCACAACCUAGCUCCGUUUCCCUUUGAUGGGGGCGGGUAACAAAUCUCAGCUGGGAUCCGAGCACCCUUGUGCUGAGCGCUGCUCACGCACUGGGCAGGAGACUGUCCCUGCCCUGUCUGAAUUGAUCAGAUGGACAGUGAGUGAAAAAAGGUCCAGGCCCAGAGAUGAAGUGGCUUGCCCAGGGGCAUGUAGCAGCUCAGUGGCAGAGCUGGGGGCUGGCUAGAGAAAAGGGACGGUUGAGUGAGUAGGGGCUUGGGAAACCCAGGUUCAGUUCCCAGCUCUGCUGCAGCCUCUUUGUGUGAUGUGGGGUAAGUCACUGAAUCUGCCCCAUGAAAAGGGAAUGAUACUUCCUACUCCUGUGUGGCUAAAAUUCAUUGGUUGUGAGAUGCCCAGGCAUGACUGGGAGGAGGUCAGACAAGUACCUUUCUAGAAAAGAGCCCAGGUCUCCUCAGUCCCAGGUAAGGGUCCUGUCCACUGGCCCCACCCUGUAUCUGCUGCGGAGCCUCCUCCGUUCUAUUUCUGUGUCUUAUGAAAGCAGAGUUUUAUGGUGGUACUGUACCCACACUGAUGCCUGUGACUUAUCUCUGCUCCCGAGUUGGCACUAGGGACACCAUGGCAGCUUGGGCCCCUGUAGUUCCGCAUCACACUGUUAUGGCUUUGUGCCCCCACCCUGAAGUGGGAUAUGUGUAGGGCCAGACACCCAUAGAGGGCCCCAAUGACUUCCGUUGGGGGUUGCUCUGCAGAAUGGGGACUGGGCAGAGGUAGGGCACCCAAACUCUCUAGCCAUGUCCCUCCAGCUCUGGAGUUCAGGAGGUGCAAAGGGGCCAGCAGCUGAAGGGUGAAGGGAUUCACGUACAGCUGGAGCUGAGCAGGGUCUUUGGGCGAAGCGAUUUCCCUGCAACUGAGGGCAGCAGCAAGUCUAGCCGGAGGGGAGGUUUCAGGCUAGUACUUAGCAACCAAAAAAGAUUUUUCCCUCCCUUCCUGCCAUGGAUGGGAGGGGCUUGAGGGGGAGAGUGUGAUUGAGAGGGGGAAGCUUCCAGGUAUAAGGGGAGAAUCGGCAGCUGAGGAGUCAGGGUGUGACAGUGCCAGAGUUUGAGGCCACAGAGAAAGAACUUUGGAAAACAGCCCUGCUGUGACCACCCCUUACAUGGGUAGCACCAGAGACUUCCCACCCCUGCGGCUGAUCUCAGUGCCCAGUGCCCAGUUUGGUGCAGCCCUGAUCUCACAGCCUGGCUGGGAAAUGACGCCCCCGUAAAAUACUUGAGCCGCCUUCCUCGCUGCCAGCCUAGGAAGGAACCGAAGGGCUGAUGCAGGGCAUGUGGGUGUGCCCGCUCAGCUCCUGGCAGCAGCCACUCUCUGCAGUAACGUGGGGAGU